CACGCAACCGCCACUCCCGCGCAACACGACGACGGCCAGUUGAUUUCCCGAUUUGGUUGCCCUCUCUACUGUUGUAGUCUGUUCGUUCCCCCCUCCCUCCGCGCCGCGCUCCCUUGUCCUUCUCCUUCUUCUCCCUUCUCCCACUCGAGAGAGCUGCAGGGAGGUCGCCAAGUCCGACGACGAGAGGAGAGAAGCAGCUGCCGUUUCGGCUCCAGCGUAUGGCGGCGGCCGCCCCGGUGGCGCCCGGGAGCGGCUGCCUCAGCCGCCCGCGCCAUCGCCCGCCCUGGGUGCGGCUGCGCGGCGCGAGGGUCGCCGCCGCGGCGGCGGCCGCGGCGGAGGGGCCGUCCUGCCUCUUCGUGGGGCCAAUCGAGACCGCCAGCCAGGAGAAGCUCGAGGCGCUCUACCACCAGGCCAGGGAUUCCUACUACAGUGGCCAGCCAUUGAUCGUCGACGACAUGUUUGACAAAGUCGAGCUGAAGCUCCGGCUUUAUGGCUCCAAAUCAGUUGUAAAAUACCCCCGCUGCAGCAUCAUCAGGCAAUCGACCUACGCUGACGCCGAGGAGGACCAAGCGAUGUUUAUGGCAUUGUCAAGCAUAUGGAUGUUGCUCCUCCUGUUCGGUACCUCAGCCUUUCUUGUCCCUAGUCUGUACACUCUGAGCAUCGCGGUCGGGGAUGUGUUUGGAGCAAGGCACCUCCUGUACGGUGAAAAGUCCCUUGAUACGAUAACAAGAGUUAACGACUUGGUUUUGGUUGGAUUGGGGCAUGUAAUUGGUUAUCCCAUCGCUUCUGCGUCCGUUGGUGCACUGCGGGGCUUAUUGACAAACAAUUUGGUCGCACUAAAAGGGUCCUGCCCAAAUUGUGGUGAGCAGGUAUUUGCAUUUGUUAAGACUGAUAAAUCUGUUCGAGCACCUCAUCGAGCAGAAUGUCAUGUCUGUGAAUGCCCUUUGGAGUACCGCACGAAAAUUGAGAAAUCUUUGUCAGGGCCUAGAAGAAGUUGGGUCUAUGGCCGGGUUUAUCUAGUGAAGCAAGGACAUCCUAGGAAACGGAAAUGGAUAAAUGACUAAAAUUUUAGUUGCACCUGCUGAGGCAAGUUUAGAUAAUCUCAUGAGAUGGCACUCUUCUGAUCGACUGAAACAUUUUUCAGAUGUCACUCUUAUAUUGAUCAGAAGGGCUUACUUUGUACGAAUCUUUGAAACAUUGAUCAAGUCAAGUGUUUUGUAAAAUGGAUACAUUCCUUUCUGAGAUGUGUCCAUACGCAGCGGAUGAAACCAUGCUGCAUUUUUUUUUUCUGUUUUUCGUGUUUAGAUAAACCCAGGAUACAAUUUGGAUUGAGAACUACUCAAGAGGUUAGGAAGGUGUCAUUGCUAUCAGGAGGGAGGGUUGCUGAAAGGCCGACGCUCAUUUGAUCGAAGAUGUGCGUGAAUUAAUUUAUCCUGGAUAACUCAGCAUGUAUACAGACUUGUCCAAACGUGAUGUGUUAUACAAGUAUAUAUAUGAAGUUUUCAGGGUUAA
Messenger RNA from Sorghum bicolor (sorghum), 1512 nucleotides. RefSeq names its product PGR5-like protein 1B, chloroplastic. Gene Ontology annotation, cellular component: chloroplast thylakoid membrane. Gene Ontology annotation, molecular function: oxidoreductase activity, acting on iron-sulfur proteins as donors. The record is from RefSeq and is a predicted model, not a curated record. The coding region runs from base 219 to 1064 and encodes 281 amino acids. NCBI's taxonomy places the organism in Eukaryota, Viridiplantae, Streptophyta, Magnoliopsida, Poales, Poaceae. The transcript has 7 exons. Gene Ontology annotation, biological process: photosynthetic electron transport in photosystem I.